This is a messenger RNA of Vitrella brassicaformis, 3032 nucleotides long. Lineage: Eukaryota; Vitrellaceae. The record is from the annotation of a GenBank genome assembly.
ACGGACGGUAUGUGUCAAUUAGAAACAUCGGAAUGAAAAUGUCUCGGUGUUGUCUGUGCAGCCUCACACACAUGGAUACGUGCAGCACACCACACACAUCAAAGAACGUCGGUAAAGGGAUCUCGUUCCGCUCGCUAUAGACAUGAACACACACACAUUGAUAGAGAGAAUCCUCUGCGAUCGCUUAAAUGCACCCGCCACCCCCAGUGGUCUGAUAGAGACUGUGCGCACACCGACAGCCAAAAACGAGUCGCCCCCCAUGCCCACACAACAAUGGGAUGAAAAGCACUCGGCCACUCGACAUGUCAAUGCAGCCCCUCACCAGCUGUCACGUCGAGCGCGAGUCCAUCAUGACAGAGGCGACGGCACUCACCCACUGCCACCCAGCAGACGGCUGAACACACACGUAGGGAGACGGAUCAUUCAUUGUGUGUCUGUCUUCCUUCUUUUCCCCUGACCUGCAGUGUGUAGAUCUCCAUAUCGGCAGCCGUGAAGUUGAGGCUGGACCCCAAAAUGGCGUCGCCAUCGUUGGUGAUGGUCCCGAUGUACUUCUUGUCGGCCGGCAGCUCCUCCUUCAUCACCCACUGCUGGCAGCUGCGAAGGUCGCCUGCCGAGCCGUGAUAGCCGAUCCCCAUCCACAGGCGGCCGGGGGCCUUGUGGAUCAUGUCACCGAUGCACACCAUCCCGCGUGCCUUGCCGCUCUUGUCCUUGACCGCCCCCUGUGUGCCGGCCACCCUGACGCCCUGCGUGUCCUGCGGCACGUCGAUCUUGGUGAUGCCGUCGCCCUCGAACGCUCCAUGCACCGAGAAGAGCGACACAGCGCAGGGGGUCGUCGCCACUGCAGUGGGGUUGGGGGGCGGAGAGAGCCCGCCCUCGAUGUGGGCGGCGAUGAUGGGGCCGCCGAGGUCUUUGAGGAGCAGCAGGAGGUCGGUGGCGUCGCCCACAUUCUUGAACAUGGCCUCCUGCUCCCAGCCGUCACGCUCACCCCUGACAGACAGACAGACAGACAGACAGACACACAGACAGACAGACAGACAUACCAAAGCAGCAAAGGGAUAUCAUUCACAAGGCACCAACACCCUCGCUGUCAUCGGUGGCUCACUUGUAGAGGAGUUUUGGGGUCGCAUCCGUCAUGCCGGUCGCGUCGACGAGUGCUCGAAUGCCAUCCGCAAAGGGGAUGGGGUCGGCCGGCACAGCACUCCACACCUGCAGACAGCCAGGAGAACGAUCUCAUGAUACCCCCAGCCACCUGUGUGCCCUCUGGUUGAUGCCUCGCUGACUGACCUGGAAGACCUCCACUCGCUGAGCGGUGGAGCAGAGGGUCUCGACGCCACAGAGGCUCACUUCCUCGCUGUUGAUGGUCUUGCCCACAAAUUUCCUGUUGGCCGGCAGCUCCUUCUUCUCCACCCCCUGACAGCACUUGAGAAGGUCGUCAGUCGGGCCGCCGUGCUCGCCCCGCCCCAACCACAGGCGGCCGUUGGCGAUGGCCACCUUGCCGUGUGGCACACCGUUCUGGUCCGUCACCGCCCCCUGUGUGCCCGCCACCGCCACAGACUGCUCGCCCUGUGGCAGGUCGAUCUUGGUGAUGCCCUCUCCGAAUGCACCGCACACCGAGAAGAGCGACACGGGGCACCAGAAGCACGGCUGAGAUGUGUAGUCGGCCGGCAGGUGCAGUUUGGUGUCGGCGAAGACUGCGAUGGUGUUGGUGUCGUCGCACUUGAUGACGAAGAGGAGGCCGCGCCGCCCCACCACACGCUGCGCCAGACUGGUAUACGACGAACCGUGCAGCGAACUCCUGACACAGCCAGACGUGCCGACGAAUGCUUAGAGAAUGGCGCGAUGCCCUUCAUUUGUCGUCUCUCACUUGAAGAGGCAGGUCAUCUUAGGUUGUUUCUUGCCGAUCAUGAUGAGGAGGGUCUGCAUGACGUCGUUGGCGAGGAUGUUGGGGUACAUGGCCUCGAGGACGCCAUACAUCUCACUCACACGCACCAACUCGUCCUGGUCGGCACACGUCGGCGGCGGGACGACGGCGCCAUCGGGGGAGAGGCGACACCGACGAGCGAAGUCGACGAUACUGAACACACCACCAACAGACGAUAGAUGCGCUCUGUUGUUGCCUCUGGUGGUUGUCUGGGUGCUCACCUGUCGAAGUGGUGUGCAGACACAUCGACGAUGGGAGUGCGACCAUACCUGCACACGUGACACACAGGGGAGAAGGAGAGCCAAUGAUCACCACAACAGCGUCCCCAUUCCCCCCUGUGUGUGCCUGUCUUCUCACUUGGUGAAUCGGUCGUUGAGUGUGUCGAAUUUGGUCAGCGUGGCAUCGGUGGUCGCCACUGUGCGGCCGUCCACAGUCACACUGAGCACCUCCGCCCCUCCCCUGGCGCCCUUCAUGGACGACUUGAUGAAGACGCCCAUCAUGGCCAUGAAGCUGCGGAAUGCCGAUUGGCUCUCGCUGUCCUCAGUCGGUUUGUCGAUGGCGAUGGGCGACUCGGCGAAGAAUAUGUCGUGGUAGAAGGGGAUGGGCUGCACGGCGUCGAAGACCUCGAUCUCGUCCACCCACCCAUGCUUCAAACGGGUCAGCUUCUCACACAACCUUGACACACACACACACACACAGCCACCAGUGAGUGAAUGAGUGUCAUUGACUGCAUGCUCCCAUCGUCACUCACCAGAUGAAGCAGAGGGGGUCUGCGUCGAUGAAGAUCGUCCCGUCGGCAUCCUUGUGCAUCCACUCGUCGAACCGGUGCAGCAGCACCGCCACACACGUGCCCCGCAGCCCCUCGCGUAGCAGCACCCCACUCGGGAAGGCCAUGACAUAGCCGCCGACGUUGAUCUGCGUCACGCCGCCGCUCAUGCUGCCUCCUGUGGCCUGGCUGCUGCUCGUCGAUGAUGAGUCCUGCAUGCGGUCAGAGAAGCAGAUGAAUCACGGGACGCUCUCGUGUGCUGCUUGAGUUGGCAAGGUGCAAGGCAAGACCCUCAAGGAGGUAAAGGGUGAUCUCAACCCUCCUCCAGACGAAGGCAACGAUUCC